Anastrepha obliqua is the source of this 4999-nucleotide messenger RNA. RefSeq names its product leukocyte receptor cluster member 8 homolog. NCBI's taxonomy places the organism in Eukaryota, Metazoa, Arthropoda, Insecta, Diptera, Tephritidae. The transcript has 6 exons. The coding region runs from base 386 to 2872 and encodes 828 amino acids. The record is from RefSeq and is a predicted model, not a curated record. Gene Ontology annotation, cellular component: nucleus.
UUACAGUUCAGUGACAACGUUUCGUCAUUCUUUUGAGAAUAAAGGCAACUGAUUUUGGUUAUCAAGUGAAAAAUAGUUUAUUAAUAUGUAUAAUAUGUCUUUAAGCAGAAAAUUGUUUUAAAUAUAUAAGGACAAUUUAGAUUGUUAUAUUUUUUCCGUGGAAGAGUCUAGGUUUGGUGCUAGAAGUCAUUUGACAAAAAAGCCUUACUUGGGGUUGCGCCUACAUUCGGAUAAAAAUAAUAUUCUGAUCCGGUUUUUCUACGAAAGGUAAGUUUUGUAAAACAUAGAGAGCUUAAGGAGGGGAUUCUUUAACGACAGGGGCAAUUGUGAGAGUUCCUGCAUUGCGGACCCUCUGAAAGAAUACCCUUAUUUUUGCGUCCGAAAUAUGUCUGACGCCUUAGCUGCGCCCCUCAUACCACAACUGCAAGAAAUGCAGCAGCAACAGCAUAAUGGCCCUAGUGCCGCCUCCUCCUCCGCCGCUCAACAAUGGUACUCCAAUCCUUGGUAUGCUAAUCAACAGUACCAACAGCAGUAUAGCCAAUACUAUCAAUACUAUAUGCGUUAUGGCUUACAACAACAACAGCAUCAAAACAAUGCUCCACCCGGAUUUAGCAACUCUGUUAUACCACCAACUGAUAAAAAUUUGCCACCAUUACCAUCCGGACCACCACCACCUCCACCAAUGUCACCUGGUGGUAACAACAAUCAAAUGCAAGGUAAUCAAAAAGGUUUUGGUGGCAUAAGGUUUAACUUAAACCAGCAGAAGCGUUUAGCAAAUGCUCCAAAUCCACUACAAAAUUCAUCUUCUGCCAUAAAUACACCCAUUUUUCAAAAUAAUGUAAAUAGCAACGGAAUUAAUGGCAUGGGUACGAAUAAUGCAAACAAUAGUGGUAAAAAGAAACGUAAGCGUAAUAAGAAACAGAGCCCACUACAACAACAGCAGCAGGCUGCUUUUGAUGCACACUUUGAAAAUUUAAAUACAAGCCAACAAUUAAAUGGUAGUUUUAUUAACACAUCCUUGCCUCCACCUACGAUUGUGCCUCCGAUAACUGCCGAUUUAUCAAAACCACCACCACCGAUUGUACCAUUUGGUAGUUUGAACGGUGUAGGUGUAGCAGAUACGCAGAACAAGCAAAAGCAGAUGGUUAAUAACGUUUCAAAUCAAACAACUUCUGUAGAGUCACCUAAAAAAACCAAUAUGUUUAAUAAUCCAAAUGAUGCUUGGCCAGAGUCAUUGAAUAAUUAUGUGGCGCGUUGUUAUGCUAAAUGUGCUACUGAUUUGGAUAAGGAUCAAAUUGACAUUUGCUUGAAAGGAAAGAUUAUGGCAGCUGCCAAUCGCAAUGAACUUUGGACUCGCGAUUGGGACAAUGAGCCUAUACCGAGUGUACAUAGCGAGCGAAACAAUAUACAAAUGCAGUUAUAUAAUCAGCAACAAAAACAGCAUCAAUCUCAACAACAAAAUAACGGCGCGCAGAAAUACAAGCAGCAACAAAAUCAAAUUAACCACCAAAAUACGCCACAAAAUAAUAUUAAGGGUUUGUCGCGUAGUUUGAACGCGCGGUUAGGUCAACGAAAUUCGUUCGGAAACACCCAAAAGGCAUCUAAAGAGUCUAGAAGCCGUUCGCGUUCACCACAAUCAAAUAAAUACCAUAAACGCAGCACACGAUCACGCUCGCACUCGCGGUCGCGUAGCCCGUCAUUGAGUCCGCGUCGCAAGAUACGUCGUAAUUCUAGUUCGGAUUCGUCGGAAAAUCGGUCGCCGGAAAAUUUUAUACCAUUUAACUCGUCCGGUAAGAAACAACAAAAGGUUAAUAGUUCUAAGAAAGGCAAACACGUGAAGAGCGUUAACGGUUCCACAAAUUCAAAAUCUAAAGCGCCCUUUUAUUCAUCUUCAAUUGGCGGUGCGGUAGAUGACGAUACAGCACGUUUGCAACAACGUGCAGCGCGUUUUUCGCAGGGAUCAACUAAAAAAUCGGUCGUCGCAGUAGCAAGUUCUCCUUUCGGGCAUGCGAAACAAUCGAAACAAAAAAAAUUCGGUAGUAGUUCGGGCGGGCGUUUGUAUGUAGAUGUGGAAACUACGGGCGUUUUUGAUACAGGGUUAGAUUUGUUCGAUUUGCAUAUUGUAGGCACAUGUAGGGAUUUGGAAAAGUCUUUCCUCCGCUUGACCAAAGCGCCAUUGCCAUCGGAAGUGCGGCCCAUUGAGGUGUUAACGCAUUCGUUACAAAAUGUUAAGCAAAAGUGGAGGGACAACCAGGAUUACCAUUAUGCUUGUGAUCAGCUCAAGUCUAUACGUCAGGACUUGACGGUCCAAGGUAUUCGGGAUAAAUUUACCAUAGAGGUCUAUGAAACGCACGCUCGCAUUGCUAUGGAAAAGGGAGAUCAUGAAGAGUUCAAUCAAUGUCAGACACAACUAAAGAUGCUUUACACGGAAGUUGGGGCGAGUGCAAACACCCUGGAAUUUACAGCAUAUCGUAUACUUUACUAUAUCUUCACAAAGAAUACCUUGGACACAACGACUGUUUUGCGGUCAAUAAAACAAGCCCAGCGUGAAGAUCCAGCUAUUGCGUAUGCGCUCGCUUUCCGUUCAGCAUGGGCACAGGGUAAUUACUGUAAGUUAUUCCAACUCUAUAAGGCGGCACCACUGAUGGCGGGACAUUUGAUUGAUUGGUUUAUCGAAAGAGAGCGCAAGAACGCAUUACGCACUAUCAUCAAAGCUUAUCGACCUGCAAUUAGCAUUGAAUACGUUACAAAUCUACUGGCUUUUGAAAACCAAGAGAAGUGUAAAGAGUGGUUAACUGCCUUCAGCCUGCCAAUGAUUGGCGCCAAGGGUGACCAGAUUGAUUGUAAAGUAGCGGCAACGAUCACUAUUUAAUUGAAAAGCUGUAAAAUCCUAAAAUAGGAUGUGAAAGAUAUCCGUAAAUAGUGUGACUGCUUGUGCGUAGAGGGCAUGUUUGUGUGUUGACAAAUUCCAUAAUUAUAUGUUUAAGUUUGUAAGUGUGCGAACGGAUCUACUCUGGGCAGUACAUUUGACCAACAAUCUCAACACGAUAUAGUGCGACGCCGCCAAACAUACGCUCUCUGCGAUAAAGCCAUCAAUCUGAACGUACAACAUUAACUUAAAAACUAGCAAAAAAAGUCAGCGUUUAAAGUGCAAAAACACCUCUUUGGGUUCACUUCAUCAGCCAUAAGUAAAAAUUUGAGCCUUUAGGUGUUUCAUAUCCUUUACGCGUUAUGAACAUUCAAAAACAUUUAAAACAAGGAGUGAUUAACCUAAUCAACGGAAAUUAUGGGGUGGAUAAAUUGUGUAAAAUAUUAAGGGAUUUUUUUUUUUAACUUUCUAAAGAUACUUAAAGGAAGUUGUUUGGACUAAAUCGCAAAUGCUGUGAAUUAAGUGCAAAUAAUUUAACAAUUCGGGUAAGAACAAUUUUACGUAUUUGCGCUAAAAUACAACGGAUAUAAAAAGUUGAAAAUAUGCGUUAAAAGUAAUCGGUUCAUACGACAAAGAUCGCAGCGCAAAACAGGACUUGGUUAAAAUUAAAUGUAAAAGCUGACAAGGUCAAGGAACAGAUCAGAAGCACACUUAUUGGCGUAGCAGCGAAAACUUACAGCGAACAAAGUGCUAAACAAAAUGUUGCUAAGGCGACAAAAAAAUUAUAAAAAUGGACAAUAGAGCAGAAUCUAAUAUAAAGAUAAAACCACUGCUGCAACAGUAUAUAGACUUUGAUACUAUGUUGUGUUGCUGUGCACCGCUUUAGAAAUGAAUAUGUUCAACAUGUGUGAUUUGUUCCAACUCCAAAACCUAUUCCUUGAAAGGUUUCAUUUAAAGAAUUUUUAUUUUAAUCUGAAAAUUAUUAUUUUUUAGUUAUAUCAUUGAAACGAGGCUUAGUUAAAUAUUAUUUCUUGAUUCUGUGUAUUACUGAUAGCCUGUUAUUUAUACAUAUAUAUCUCCUUGGAUAGUUAGCUAGAUGUUCAAUCUUUGAAGUCCGUCAGCACAGUUGUUGUGCUGAUGCUGUGAUGAUGCCUAUAAUACGGGCGCUUUAAGAAUAUUCCUGUUUCCUCAGAAAAUAUGUAGUACAAAAGCAAGAUUUUAAAGUAGGCCUCAAAGUUUAUUUCGCCUAAAAACUAUAUACUAAAUGUUUUUGUAUUAAUCAACGGAUUUUUUGUAAACUGUUGCUAGAUAUUUUUGAAUGUUAAUUUUUCUAAUGUUUUUGUCUCUUCUACUGAAAUCGGUGAAAUUUUAUGAGCGUUAACAAAAAUCAACUAGCGGCGAAAAUUGUGCGCACUCAAAGAUGAUAAAAAUAAGUUGAAGGCGUGAUGGUUAAAGACCCUGCUAUCCACAACUUCAGCCAAUACACUUAAAACAAUGACUGCUGUAGAAGCUUGGCUGUACAACAAGGAAAGUACUCAACAUCAUCGAUAAGCAAACUAUACUACGUAGCAGCACGCACGACAGUCGGUUCUACGUUACCGGAACGACCCGGAAUUAUAUCCGGCCAAGGGCUGUCACUUCAGCAGCAUUCCCCAUAUAUGUAUGGGAAAUGAUUAUGCUGCUACAACAACAACAACGUAGCAGCACGAACACUACUUCGUUAAAUCCAGCUGAUCAUCACUAAAAAGCCACUUAUAAAGCCGCGCACCGUUUAGAGAACUACAAAAAAUGUAUAUUAUAUAUUUUUGCGCAAGCAUGCAGGUGCUCGAUACCCGAUACCCGAUAAUGACCCUCAUAAUGCCACAUUUUUAAUCUAAGCUCGUCGUAUUAAUCAAUUAUUCUAUUAAUUUUAAUUAAUUAUAUUUAAGUAUAUAAGCAAUUUUUAUAGGCUUUAGUUUUAAGUAUUUAUACAUAAACUAUAUAAUACUUGUUACUGAUUUCUGAUUGUUUUUUGGCGUUUGAAAGCAGCCGGCUAAAGAAAGAGAAUGCUUCCGUUACAUUCGUUUGCUCCACACGCGAUGUAUGCGCGUCUACGUGAACGUUCAAUAAAGCAGCCGAAAAAUUCUUUAA